UUCUCCGGUUGGAAGCGGGGCGCCGAGAACGGAAGUGCCGCAGCGGCCGUAAGGAGGGGACCAGGGUUCGGCUCCUCAGUCCUGUGGCGGCUCCCGCUCUCUGGCUCCGCGCACCAUGGGCACCCGCGACGACGAGUACGACUAUCUCUUCAAAGUUGUACUUAUUGGAGACUCUGGUGUGGGCAAAAGUAACCUCCUUUCUCGAUUCACUCGCAAUGAGUUUAACUUGGAAAGCAAAAGCACUAUUGGAGUGGAAUUUGCGACAAGAAGCAUUCAAGUUGAUGGCAAGACAAUAAAGGCGCAGAUAUGGGACACAGCAGGACAAGAACGAUACCGAGCUAUAACAUCAGCGUACUACCGUGGGGCUGUUGGGGCUUUGUUGGUUUAUGACAUUGCCAAGCACCUUACCUAUGAAAACGUGGAGCGAUGGCUGAAAGAACUGAGAGAUCACGCUGACAGUAACAUUGUCAUUAUGCUGGUGGGUAAUAAGAGUGAUUUGCGUCAUCUGCGCGCAGUCCCUACAGAUGAGGCCAGAGCUUUUGCAGAAAAGAAUGGCUUGUCAUUUAUCGAGACAUCUGCUUUAGACUCUACGAAUGUGGAAGCUGCUUUCCAGACUAUUCUGACAGAGAUCUAUCGUAUUGUUUCUCAAAAGCAAAUGUCAGACAGACGUGAAAAUGAUAUGUCUCCAAGCAACAAUGUGGUUCCCAUCCAUGUCCCACCAACCACUGAAAACAAACCAAAGAUGCAGUGCUGUCAGAAUAUAUAAUUGUUUCUUCUUUCCUAAAAGGCUGUGUAUAUUCCCAGGUCCAAGAUUUAAAUAUAUUUGUAAUUCUUGUGGUUA
Gopherus flavomarginatus (Mexican gopher tortoise) is the source of this 841-nucleotide messenger RNA. RefSeq names its product RAB11A, member RAS oncogene family (gene RAB11A). The transcript is spliced from 5 exons. Lineage: Eukaryota; Metazoa; Chordata; Testudines; Testudinidae. Gene Ontology annotation, molecular function: GTP binding; GTPase activity. Gene Ontology annotation, biological process: exocytosis; melanosome transport; neurotransmitter receptor transport, endosome to postsynaptic membrane. Bases 116 to 766 code for a protein of 216 amino acids. The record is from RefSeq and is a predicted model, not a curated record. Gene Ontology annotation, cellular component: axon; transport vesicle; postsynaptic recycling endosome.